CCCAAUUGACAAGAACUCCGUCCGAAGCCCGCGGGUCCGCUCCGCGUUCGGCCUGCUCUGCCGGCCGGGGUCGAAGUCCCGGGCGCUCAGCCUGGGGCCCGCCCGCGUCCAGGCGCCCCCGCGCCGGCCGGCCGCGCCCCGGGCUCCUCGCAGCCCGCGCUUUCUUGCCGCCGUUUCCCGCGUCCGACUCGGCGGAGCUGGUGAGCUGGGCCCGGCCUCCGCGACCGCUCCGGCCGGGUGGGCGCGGGGCAGAGGGAGACGGCCCCCGCGGCCCGGCUGCUCCCUGUGCGGGAGCCGGCCGCCUCCAUGGCCCCCGGGCUGAGGGGGCCCGGCCGCGCAGCGCCCUAGGAGCCGGCGUUCGGGGAAGCUGGGAGCAUGGUGGGGGUCCUGGCCAUGGCGGCGGCAGCUGCUCCCCCUCCGGUGAAGGACUACGAGAUUGAGGCAUGCAAAAAGCGAAGGAAAGAUGAUGAGAAAUCUUCCUGCAAAACAAUUACAAAAUAUUUAUCACCAGUUGGGAAGACUGGAGAGAGUGUUUUCUCUCCACCAAAAUCCAGCAAUAUUCUGGAUUAUUUUAGAAAGACUUCUCCCACAAAUGAAAAGACACAAUCAGCAAAAGAGUGCAAGAAAAAGUCCUCGGCACCAUUGUCUGCUGACAGUGGCAAAGACUGUAAAACACCUUUGGAAAUGUUCUCAAACAUAGAAUUUAAGAAGAGAGGAAAGAGAGUUAAUUUAUCUCAUCAACUAAAUAAUGUUAAAACUGAAAAUGAAUCUUCGGUUAAAAUUAGUAGUGAUGAUAGCAAAGAAGACUCUAGUCUAAAUAAUGAUUUUGUAGAAAGUAGAACUUCUGCUUUACUCUACAAGAAACUUGCACAAAGUAUUCAAGAUAUCAAAAAGCAGUCAAGUACUAUGACCUCCAUAAAAAGCUCUAAGAAAGUGAAUCCUAAACAAGGGAUCACAAAAAAUGAUUGCAAAAAAAUGAGAAAAAGGAAGCACAGAGAUAUAAUAGAUCUAUCUGAAAGCUUACCAUUGGCAGAGGAACUAAAUCUUCAAAAAGAUGGUAAAUAUGGGAAACAGAUCAUGCCUUCCCUAACUAAUGAGAUCAAGAGUACUGCAAAUGAUGCAGACUCUAGAGGUGAUAUAACUAAAACAGCCCACUUAAAUGAUAAUACAAUUACUGUCUCAUAUGAGGAAUUUCUAAAAAGUCACAAGGAAAAUACAGUAGAACACAUACCAGACUCUGCAGUGUCAAUUUGUAUUCCUUCUGAAACUGUUGAAGAGAUGGUCAAAAGUGGUUGUAUAAGUGACCCAGAAACCUGUGAAAUUUCCCAACAUGUACGCUAUAAGACAGUUACUGUUCUUGCACAGGUUCAUCCUGUUCCCCCCAGAAAGACAAGGAAAAUACCCUCAAUUUUCUUGAAACAAAAGCAGUUGGAAAUGGAAAAUAGUCUGUCUGAUCCUGAGAGUGAACAGACUGUUCAGAAAAGAAAAUCUAAUGUUGUUAUACAGGAAGAAGAAUUAGAAUUGGCGGUGUUGGAAACUGGAAAUUCUGAAGCUGUGAAACCAAAAUGCACUCUAGAGGAAAGACAGCAGUUUAUGAAAGCAUUUAGACAGCCAGCAUCAGAUGUGCUUAAAAAUGGAGUCAGAAAGUCUUCUGAUAAGCAGAAAGAGCUCAAUGAAAAAUCUAUAAAUGAGGAAGGAAGAGACAAUAAUUCUAAAAAAACCAUGGAAAAUCCUAAUAGUCAAGUGGUUUCAAAUUCACAGUCACACACUGAUAAAGGAAGUUUUCCUAAGGAGAAAAGUAAAAAGCUGAAGAAAAGGGGUAAGAAAAUGUUGGAUACUGGUACUAUUCCAGGUGAAAAUAGACAGGGAAAUACUCAAAAGAAAGCAACAACUUUUUCCUUAAAAGAUAAACGGAAUCAAAAUAGGCUUAGAAUGAGUUUAAGACCAAAGAAAACAGAGAUUUUCAAAAACAGUACAUUAUUGAACUGUGAAAGUCUUACUUACAAAGAUUUAGCAAAUGAUGACCAUCUAAAGAUUUCCUCUCUGUGUAACAAGAAGUCUUCAAGAAAAAUCAGCAUACCAGUUAAGGAUAUGGUUAUACAUUCUAAAGUUGAAGCUGAAGACAGUUUGGUAAAUGUUUCCACACCCAAGUCAACCAGAAGAUCUGUAAGAACCAGCAGUACACCUACAGCAAUAGUCAUUAGUGGUACUGAUUCUGAAGAUGGUAGUCCAGCAAAGACCUCCACUCCAAAAGCAGCCAACUUACCAGAAAAGCAUAGCUUAUAUACAGCAGAAUUAAUAACAGUACCAUCUGACUCAGAGAGCCCUAUUAGAAUGAAAUUCACCAGAAUUAGUAUUCCCAAAAAACCUAAGAGAAAAUAUAAGAAAAGAUGCGAGAAAUCUGAAGCAACUGAUGGAGAUUUUACUUCUCAGACUAGAAAGGCAAGCAGUGCUUCAAAAAAUCUAUCAAAAGCAAAACAAUUGGUUGAAAAAGCAAAAGCUUUACACAUUAGUAGGUCAAAAGCUACUGAAGAAAUAGUGACACCCUUGAGACGUUCAUCUAGACAUCAGACACUUCCUGAAAGGACAGAAUUGUCAGAAACAGAAGAUUCUUUAAUAAUAAUCGAUUCAGAUCAUACUUCUUUAAAGCAGCCUGAGAAAAAUCAGAAGAAGCUUCAGUGUCUGAAUGAUGUGCUAGGAAAAAAACUAAACAAGAUUCCUAAAAAUGUACCUGGGAAAAUGAAAGUUGCUCCAUUAUUUCUUACCAGAAAGACUCAGAAAACAGCUGAUCCUGUUCUUGGUUUUGAUGAAAGCAGUGUUUAUAACCUUAGGUUUCCUUUUUCACAUCGUUUUCUUAAAAGUCAAGAUACAUGUGAAAAAUCUCAGGAUUGUGAUGUGCAGUUUAAAGCAAAACGUGACUUUCUAAUGAGUGGUUUGCCAGAAUUGCUGAAACGACAGAUUGCAAAGAAAGCUGCUGCAUUAGAUGUGUACAAUGCAGUGAGUACCAGUUUCCAGAGAGUUGUCCACGUACAACAAAAAGAUGAUGGAUGCCACUUGUGGCAUUUGAAACCACCUACGUGCCCUCUCUUAACCAAACUUAAAGAACUGAAUACUAGAGUAAUAGAUCUUUCAAAAUGUGUUCUUGCUCUUGGUGAAUUUUCAACAUUGAAUUCAAACUCCAAAAUUACUAAUUCUACGGUUGUGUUUGUGGACAGAAGGAAAGAUAUGACUGAAGAAAUAAGAAAUCUUUUGCUAGAGGAAAUUAGGUGGUCAAAUCCUGAGUUUUCUUUGAGGACAUAUUUUUCUUUGCUUCUAAAAAAACGAAGUGAGCACCAAGUACUUUCUGAAUGUCAUCGUAAACAAGAAAGUCCACAACUAGAGCCUGAUGUCAAUCAAAAGGAAACCAAAAGGAAACGAGUGGAAAUAGACAUUCAUAAGUCAAAAAGAAAGAAACCAAAUGAGUCUUCACCAAGUCCAAAAAAGAUAAAUGAGAAACCAGAAGAAUUUGACAAGAGAAACAACUCCAAUAGGAUAAAGCAAGGCCUUUCUAAAACAUCCAGGAAGAAACAAACUACUUUGAGUAUAACGUGUAAAGUAGAAACAGAAGCAGUUGAAGAUCCUGAUGUUCUGAUAAUAGAUGAUGGCAAAGAGUCUCCCUCAGAAAGAUCUCCUAUUCCUGAUUCUGGAACUGAAGACAUGCUUUGGACAGAAAAGUACCAACCUCAGAACUCCAAUGAACUCAUAGGCAAUGAACUGGCUAUAAAAAAGUUACAUAGCUGGUUGAAAGACUGGAAGAAAAGAGCUGAAUUGGAAGAAAGACAAAAUUUGAAGGGAAAAAAAGAUGAGAAACAGGAAGAUCUGUCGGAUAGCAUAGAUUUUAAAGGCAGUUCAGAUGACGAAGAAGAGACUCGCCUUUGCAAUACUGUUCUUAUAACAGGGCCAACAGGAGUGGGGAAAACUGCUGCAGUGUAUGCUUGUGCUCAGGAGCUUGGAUUCAAGAUAUUUGAAGUCAAUGCAUCUUCUCAGCGCAGUGGUAGACAAAUUCUAUCUCAACUGAAGGAAGCUACUCAGUCCCAUCAAGUGGACAAGCAAGGUGUAAACUCUCAAAAACCUUGUUUUUUUAAUAGUUACAACCUAGGCAAGUCACCAAAAAAAUUAAACUCCCCUAAGAAAGUUGUUACAUCACCAAGGAAACUUCCUCCACCGUCAUCACAAACUAGUGUACCUAAGCGAACACUUCCACCUAAAACUUUGGCAAAUUAUUUUAAAGUGUCUUCCAAGCCAAAAAAUAAUGAAGAAAUAGUACUUCUGGAAAAUAAUAAAGGAAUAAAAACUUCUUGUGAACAAAAACCAGUUAUUCAGACUAAAUCUACAAACACAAUUAAGUCAAAUGUCAAAGAAUUUGGAGCUGAGGAACCCAGCAGGAAAAAUGCAACAUCUCUCAUUCUUUUUGAGGAGGUUGAUGUCAUUUUUGAAGAAGAUGCUGGGUUUCUGAAUGCAAUCAAAACAUUCAUGGCAACAACUAAAAGACCUGUAAUCCUUACUACUAGUGAUCCAACAUUUAGUUUAAUGUUUGAUGGCUGCUUUGAAGAAAUUAAUUUCAGUACUCCUUCGCUUCGUAAUGUGGCCAGCUACCUACAAAUGAUCUGCUUGGCUGAGAACUUUAGAACUGAUGUGAAAGACUUUGUAACAUUGUUAACUGCAAAUACUUGUGAUAUCAGAAAAAGUAUCCUUUACUUACAAUUCUGGAUUAGAAGUGGAGGUGGAUUUUUAGAAGAAAGGCCAUUAUCCCUUUGUCGAAAUAGCAGAAACACUCAACUUGUUUGCUCUGAGGAUGGCCCUGAUUCCAAAAAUAAACCUAAAAGUACUAAGAGGAGUCCUACAGACCUUCCCAAAUGUGACACCGGCUGUGUUGAGACCUUGUUUGGCCUUAAGAACAUUUUUUCCUCAUCUGAAGAUUUAUUUUCAUUUCUAAAGCACAAAAUCAGAACAAAGGAAGAAUGUCAUCAGUUCAUCCAGCUUCUUACAGAAUUCCGAAUGCAAAAUGUAGAUUUCUUACAUAGUAAUCUUGAGUUCAUUCUACCACUACCUGUUAAUAUCAUUCCAGAAACAGAAAACUUCUAUGGUUCAUCAGUAAGUGUGGACAGCAGUACAGCAACAAAACAUAUGAAAUGUCUUGCUAGGAAACAUUCUGAAGGAGAGAAGCCAUUGAAAAAGCCACAAAAAAAGAAACAAAAGAAAAAGAUGGUAAUUUUAGAUGAUAGCGACUUGUUUGACACCGAAUUGGAUUUCUCUAAUGAAUUUCUUAGCCGUUCUCCUGCAUCUUCCUCAAAUUCAGAAGACAGCAAAGCCAGAGACAAAGAAAGCAAUCCAGAUGCAAAGAAACUGAACAACUGUUUAGAGUCUAACAUGGAAUCUAUUCCUUGUCCUAAAACACCAGCAGAAAAAAAAUGUUCUGCUCUUGUUUCUCACUGUUUAAAUUCUCUCACUGAGUUCAUGGAUAACAUGUCCUUCUUAGAUGCUCUUUUAGUUGAUGUAAGAGAACAAAAGGAAUUUGGUAAAAAUGACUUUAGUUGGACAAAUGUUAAAAGCGGACUUUGUGAUGAGUUUAGUCUCGAGACUAAUGAUGGAUGGACUUCUCAGAGCUCUGGAGAAUUAAAGGCAGCUAUAGAAGCACUCAGCUUUACUAAAUGUUCAUCUACUAUUUCAAAAGCACUGGAAACCUCCUUGAAUUCUUGCAAGAAAUCAGGAAGAGAUCCAACUAAAGAGCUUACUCUCUCCAUUUCACAAAAGCGCAACAAUGUAUACUUUAGUCAGUCAGCAGCUAAUUUAGACAGUGCCUGGAAGAGGAUAGCAGUCAUUAAAAGUGUAUUUUCUAGCAGAUCUCUUCUAAACCUGGGUAACAGACAAGCUAGUAUAACUGAGUACUUGCCAACUCUUCGGAACAUUUGUAGGACUGAGAAGCUAAAAGAACAAGGAAAAAAUAAAAGAAGGUUCCUGCACUAUCUUGAAGGGAUUCAUCUUAACAUUUCGAAAGAGACGGUGAACGCUCUGGCAGCUGGCUUCCCUUAACAUCUACAUUACCAAUGCCUUGUACAGAUUAUUAUGUGUUCCUCAAGAUACAUUUCUAUAUUGAUCUUCAUGGAAGAAUUUAUUUCUCUUAAUGUACAUUUAAAAAAGGACUAUUUGUAUAUUAUUAGUGUGCAAAUAUUUAAAGUGAAAAAAUUUGAGUCACAAAUUGUAUUUAUGAUUGUGGUGAUUUUUUUUUCUGAAACUUUUUGUAUUGCUUUAGUGUUGUUGUAUUUUUGUGUGAGUGAGCUGUUCUAGAAGGUAGAAUUCACUAAAUAUUUCUAAAGGUGUUGCACUGUUAAUCCAAAAUUUUUCUUUCCUGUUAAUUUUAACCCACCUCUCUCCAGCCUGUCAGUACUCUGUCAAGUUGUAUAUAUGAAUCAUCUAGGAGAUAAUCUAGUUUACACAAUACAAAAUUAUGUAAUACAUAAGAACUUCCUAGGGAAGAAAUUAUGCAUCAUUUUUCAAAAAGUACCAUCUUCCCAAUAAGCUUAUUUUUAGUGUAUUCCUCCAGCAUAUUUUACCAUUGAAUCAUUGAAUAUUGACAAAGUGAAAACAAGAUUAUGAAUUGUCAUUUUCAUAAAUCCUUUUUUAGCAACCAUACAUGUGAUAUCUUGUAUAUUUUGCCAACUCACAUCAUUUGCUUGUACAAUUUUUGUAUUUUUAUAUCAGUAUUUUAUUUCAUAAAGAUAUUAAUGGUGUUAAUAUAUCUAUUUUGGACAAACUGCUUAUUCAUUAAAAUUUUAACAAAGGAUAUUACUAUAUGAACUUUCUACAUCAUAGCCAUUUCCACUUCAGGUUGGUUUUGGAGAAAGUGUGUUUUUUUUUAAUUACAAGAUCUUUAAAUCCCACAUUUUACUUCAAAUCAUUUUUGCUAUUGCAUAAUUAGGUAUAUCUGAAAAUAGUUUCCUAUUUUAAGUGUUUAUAUUUAUUAGCCUAGAAUUCAGUUACAUUAUCUGGUGAAUUAUAUAUUUACCUCAAAGGUAAGGAUCCUAAUUUUGUACAGAUGGAAAAUACUGAUGUGUAUACCUGUUUACAAAUGUGUAUGAAAGAUAUGUUUUACCUCUUAUUUGUUCAGUCUACUUUUUCAUUGAUAGUAUGUUGAUUUAAUUAAAGGUUACAGGUUUUGCUCUUGUACAAAAGAA
Messenger RNA from Nyctereutes procyonoides (raccoon dog), 7214 nucleotides. It is a transcript of the gene ATAD5, whose product is annotated as ATPase family AAA domain containing 5. The transcript is spliced from 23 exons. Bases 376 to 6072 code for a protein of 1898 amino acids. Gene Ontology annotation, molecular function: DNA binding; ATP binding; DNA clamp unloader activity. Lineage: Eukaryota; Metazoa; Chordata; Mammalia; Carnivora; Canidae. Gene Ontology annotation, cellular component: nucleus. The record is from RefSeq and is a predicted model, not a curated record.